AUGUCUCACUCCGAAAUAGCUUUAGUUGUGGAGAACGGGGAAGAGAAAUCUGAAGCAACUCUUCUUGCAGAGAACUCGAAAAAGAAAGUUGGAAGUAAUCGUUUUGAUACAAAUUCAGAGGCUAGAAUCCAAAACUCAUCAAUCAUGAAAGACGAACAUGGAUCAAGUAGAAAAUGGUCACGAAUACAAGAAAUUCAUGAUCCUUCCCAGGAGUCUUUCCUUCAAGUGUGGAAGAAGAUAUUUGUAGCAUCAUGUCUGUUUGCUGUCGUACUGGAUCCAUUGUUUCUCUACGUUCCUAUGAGGAAGGAUGAUAUCAAGUGCCUGCAAUCUGACAGAAACUUGAAGGUAGCCACUCUUCUUUUAAGAUCAUUCACUGAUCUUUUCUAUAUAUUUGACAUUAUUAUUCAAAUUUAUACAUCUGAUUGUAGCAAUUCUCAUUUUCUUUUCAAAAAUGAGGGACUUGAGAUCUUUGAACACAAUAAUGAUGGUUAUUAUGAACCCUUUUGUUUUGUUCCAAUAUGUGCCACAGCCACAUCAAUUUCUGCCACUCUCGGCCUUGUCCAAAUUCCCCCCUUUCUUGCUCCACCUUGUAGAAAGCGUCCUAUAAUUUCUGUAUCCAGAGAGGUUGGAGUUAUGGCCAGCCCCGAUGUAAGUUUUGUUGUGGAGAAGUCGCAAAAGAAAGCUGCACGUGAUUCAGAUUCAGACUCAGAUUCAAAAUCAUACUCAUGUCCAGACACUACAAUUGGAGAAUCUUCCAUGGAAGAAUGGCAGACAUCAAGAAAAAAAAGGCCAAUGAUGAUAGUGAAAAUUCUUGAGCUGUUUCACUGGAUCCUUGCAAAGUGGAAGAAGAUGUUUGCAGCAUCAUGUGUGUUUGCUGUUUCACUGGAUCCUUUGUUCCUCUACAUUCCUAUCAUCAAUCAGGAUAUGAAUUGUCUGAGUUUGGACCAAAACUUGAAGAUAACAGCUCUCACAUUAAGAUCUGUCACAGACCUCUUUUAUGUUAUGGACAUCAUUAUUGAAAUUUAUACAUCUGGGAUCUGUUCAAGUUUAACCAAUGGAUUUCAUCACAGCUCCAAAUUACAAUUCUUGGGGAACACUUUCUUGCCGAAAGUAGCUAAGAUGAUUUGGCAGUCAUACAUCUUAAUUGACAUUUUAGCUAUCAUUCCCCUUCCACAGGUACUGAUUCUCACUUUCUUUUCAAAAAUGAGGGCAUCGAGAUCCUUGGAUACAAGGAAGUUUAUUAUGAACUUUUUUGUUCUGAUGCAAUAUUUACCACGGGUUAUUCGUAUAUACCUAUCAUGCAAGGCACCUAAAAUGUCUCACAAGAGACAGACGCCAGUAUGGGUUAAAGGUGUAUUGAAUUUCUUUAUGUACAUCCUUGCUAGUCAUGUACUCGGAGCUGUAUGGUACUUUUUUGCUAUUCAACAAAUGACAGUUUGUUGGGCAUAUGCAUGUCGAAAUGAAAAUGGGUGCGACUCUACUACUUUUGGUUGUCAUGACCGUACAUCCAAAAAUGAUUUAUGCCCUGUAAGUUCACCAAAUACAACAUUCUUCGAAUUUGGGAUAUUUCUUAGUCUCCUUCAGUCUGGUGUGCCCUCGUCAACAAAUUUUCUACAGAAGUUCACAAACUGCUUUUGUUGGGGCCUACGAAAUUUGAGUUCUCUUGGUUCUAACCUCCAGCCCAGUACCAACACUUGGGAAAACCUCUUUGUGGUUUUUAUUUCUAUAAUUGGCUUGCUACUAUUUAUAUAUCUUAUUGGAAAUCUGCAGACAUAUCUGUCCUUGGACACUACAAGAAUAGAGGCGCAUAGACACAAGAUGAAAAUUAAACGGAAGAUGGAAGAGAAGGGUCAAGAGCUAGAAUUAUGGUUGCCUAAAAAUGGCAUCCCUGAAAAGUCACAUAAGAAUAUAAAGUUGCAGAUGAUGGAAAAGGUAGAACAAGAAUUUGAAGAAAACAGGGAUGUUGAUUUAGAUAAUUUCCUCUCUACUCUUCCCUCAGAUCUUGAAAACCAGAUCAAAAGUUAUAUGCCGUUCACUAGUUUGAAAAAGGUACUCCUUCAAAACAUGGAUGAACAAGUGUUGAAAGCAAUUUGUCAGCAUCUAAAGCCCAUGAAGUAUACUGAAGACAAACUCAUUCUUCGAGAGGGUGAACCACUUAAAAUGAUGCUCUUCAUUGUGGAAGGACAUGUAGCCAUUGAAAAGAAAGGUGGUUCUACUUUGAAUCAAGGUGCCAGAGAAUUAUAUGGAGAAAAGCUUCUAGCUUGGCCAUUCUCGACAUCUUUUCCAAAGACGUUACCCACCGCAACAGAGUCUGCUAGGGCAAUUGGUGAUGUUGAAGCCCUUAUUCUAAUGGCCGACGACAUGAAGGGUGUAGUCUUUAAAUUCAGGGUGCAUUUCAUCAAAAAGUAUGGCAAACUCAAAGAAAAAUUGGAUAGUCAUCAAAGACCUGUUGAGGCAACACGAAUAUCUGCUGAGGCAACACCAACACCUGUUGGGGCAGCACCAGCAUCUGUUGUGAUAGCACUCAGACGCUUUACUGCAAGAGAACUUAAGAAGGCCACACAAAAUUACAAUGCAGGUACAAGGAUUGGUGAAGGAGGCUAUGGAAUAGUUUACAAAGGAAUACUGCCAGAUAAAACAGUUGUUGCCAUAAAAAAGUCCAAAAUACAUGACCUUAACUCCGUUAAUGAGGCGUCUAUUCUUUCUCAGAUCAGGCACAGAAACAUCGUGAAGCUUUUAGGUUGUUGUUUAGAGGCAAAAACGAAUGUAAUGGUUUAUGAGUUCAUCGACAACGGGACUCUCUAUGAGCACAUUCACAACGAAGGCAAAGGAGAGAAACUCUCAUUUGAAUUACGACUGAAGAUAGCAGCAGAAAUUGCAGAAGCACUAUCAUACUUGCACCUCAUGUCAAUCGUACACCGAGAUGUGAAGACAGCAAAUAUACUAUUGAAUGAAAGUUACACAGCAAAGGUUUCAGACUUUGGAUGUUCACGAUUGCUUGAUGAAGAUCAAGAUUCCGUGACAACUGUAGUAAAAGGGACAUUCGGAUACUUAGAUCCUGACUAUGUUAUGUCAAGCACGCUAACAGAAAAGAGCGAUGUCUACAGCUUUGGAGUUGUCCUAUUGGAGCUACUAACAAGUCGAAGGCCAAUUUCGCGUGAAAGGCCUCGGGAAGAGAUAAACCUAGUAAGCUUCUUUCUUUGUUUAGCGGAACAAGGACACUUAAAUGAAAUUCUUGAUGGUGAAAUAAUCAACGGGGGAAAUUAUGUGACGGCCGAAAAAGUAAGCUCUUUAGCAAGAAGAUGUUUGACGGUUGAAAGGGAGGAAAGGCCUUCUAUGGGAGAAGUAGCCGCCGAGCUCAAGCGGUUAAUUAUGGCGACACAUCAAGCAGAAAAGACUAAUUUCUCUUCAUGUUCCAAAGACUCUAAUAAUUGGUUUCUUCGGUCACCUUCAAACUCUUAUGUUGUGGAUGUUAAAGAUGAAGGUGAUGAUGUUGGUUCUAGUGCUUCAAUUAGUUAUUGA
Prunus avium (sweet cherry) is the source of this 3522-nucleotide messenger RNA. NCBI's taxonomy places the organism in Eukaryota, Viridiplantae, Streptophyta, Magnoliopsida, Rosales, Rosaceae. The record is from RefSeq and is a predicted model, not a curated record.